Fonticula alba is the source of this 3142-nucleotide messenger RNA. RefSeq lists its product as hypothetical. Lineage: Eukaryota; Rotosphaerida; Fonticulaceae. The record is from RefSeq and is a predicted model, not a curated record. The coding region runs from base 11 to 3142 and encodes 1043 amino acids. The transcript has 10 exons.
GGACCGCGCGAUGGUGGCCUUCUCCGUGGGCUCCAUCUCGAAGAGUUACCUGAAUGACGGGACCUCGGCCACGCCGAAUGUCGUCCUCUCCGGCAACUCCAAGCGCCCCUUCAACCAUGACAUCUCUCUGCCGAAGGUGACCGUGACCCAGCUGUCCUCUGUGGUGCAGAGUCGCUGCGAAUAUGACACCAUCGUGAGCGCCAUCAACCCCCGGCGCCCGGAGGCCUUCUCCACGAACAGGCUUUUGAUCACCUUCCCCGAGCGUGAGCUCCUGUGGGAGGGAGCCGCAAUGGUCCCCGGCGCGGAGCAAGCCAUGCGAGCCGACACCCUGGCCACGCGGAUCUUGCCCCGGGUGCUGGCCCCGCGCAUGGACCUCUUCAAUUGCGAGCCCAUCAACACUUAUCUGCAGGGUGAAAUCGCCGCCAUCGGCAGCAUCUACUCCAACCACCAUGACAUGAUGGAUGUGGCUUUCUUCAAUGCCAGCGCCUGCUCGUUGAUUCACUCCGGUCGACUGCCCCCCGCCGAGGCGCUGGCGGCCGUGCGGGUGUCUCUCGUUCCCCAGGAACGCCCGGCCGCUGACAGUGAUCCGGUCGACACCCUGCAAAACGCCGGCACCCAGCAGCCCUCCUCCCCGGAGCCCAAGCCAUCGAUUGUCAUCAAUCCCUCCUCGUCGCAAAUCCAAAAGGCCCACUUCUCGCUGGUCUGCGUGGCCAACACCCAGGGAAUUCUCUCGUUGGAGAUCCAAGGCGAGCCGACCUCGCGCGAUGCCUUCCGGCAAAUGGUGCAGGCGGCCCAUUCGCAGAUCCAACUGCUGAUCGAUGCUCAGCAGCGUUUGGUGGACGAUUGCUCGGUCAAGAUCCUCUCGCCCGGGUUGUCAUCUCCUGUCAAGGCAGCGCCCCCGGGGGCCGGCACCCUUGCCCCCGGCGAGGAUCUCACCACGUCCGGCUCCCCCUCCUUCCCGCUGGUAUUUGCCCUGGUUGAGGAGUAUCUUGGGCCGUCGGUCCGCAAUCUGCUGGCCGAUGAUACCCUUUCCCCGCAUGACUUUUCUCAGGCACUGCGCACAGCCGUGCGCGAUGUGUCCCUUCGGUUGCGCGCCAUGUUCGCCAGUCAGCCCAUCACUUUCACCCAUCUGAAUGAGGCCCUUUCCCAGCUGUUUGUCCAGGAAUUCAAGCGAUUCUACUUCGGCCUUGGCUCGGGAUCGGAUGCCCAGCCGCGGCGGCGGUCCGGUCGCCAGCCCACCGAGCUUCGUACCCUGGCCCUGGUGGACAACCACAUCCCGAUCUCGAUCCAUGGCGCGGCCACCAUGGCCUUCCUCGGUGCGGAUGGCACCCCGGAGACCGCCUCUUCCUGUCUCAGCAACUUCCGAGUCCGGCCCACUCGCGCCCGCAGCAGCAACUCCAUCUCCCUGUGCUCCUCGGAGGAGCCGGACUUCCUCAAGGAGUUCCUGAUGGAGGGCUUUGACCAGGUGUCCCGGCGGUCGAGCUUCGAUCCCUAUGACCUCCUCUGCCGGCUCCAGCAGCGCCUGCUCCCGCCGCCGGAAGAGUCCCUCUACACCGUCAGCAAUCGCAUUGACCCGACGCUCUGUAACGGGUCCUCCGUUUCGGCCAAUGCCCUGGCAUUGCAGAUGUCCCUCUACAGCACCGGGAUCCCCCUCAGCGGUAUCACGUCGGCCGUCGACGGUGUCCUAUUUUUGCCAACGGUCCAGGGCCCGGACGGCCAGACCCCCGAUGAGCCUCUGGUUGUCAUGGACCCGGACCUGCCGGAGGAAAUGUGUGCCGAUGCCCGGGCGAGCAUGAUCACCUUCAACAAUGAGCUGGUGUGUGCCCGAGUGGAGUCCACCUCCAAUGUCGGGCUUUCCUGGCCUCAAGUUGAGUCUCUGCUGACUGCCUGCGAGGCGGCUUCCGCCACGCGUUACAAUGAUAUGCUGUCGAUUGUGCAGUCCCUGGGGCCGUGCGAGCCGAACCCGUUCAUUCCGCUUGUUGAGGUGGUCCCUGUCCACAAUGAGCUCAUCUCUUCGCUCUUCGGGUUCUCCUACCCGAUUCGCGCCUUUGAGGAGGAAUACCUUGUCUCGGUCAGCAUUUCGUCCGACAGUUCUGGAGAAGCCGUCAUCCAUAUCUCCGGUGCCAACCAUGACUCCAUCAAGGCUGCCACCACCGUUCUCCUUGAAAAGAUGGGUCGACUGGUGGAGAACCAGCCAUACCCGGCCAAGGUGAUCCAGUCGUUGGACUUUGGCAUCAUGAUCGAGCUGCUUCCGCCCUUCUCCACCAGUGGCUUUGUGCACUCUGGUGACUUCCUGGUUCCCGAGGGCGAUAGUUUGACCCAUGCCCUGACCAAUGACGGUAUCAUUGAUCAGGCGUCCGAGAUGUCCCCAAUCAAGAUUUCCCUGCUAAAUGCCCUGGCCCCUGGCACCCCGGUGACGGUCUUCUACAAGCGCAUGGAUCGCAACCGGGCAAUCAUGAAGCUGGUGGCUGAUGAGUCCAAUCGGCCGGUGCUGAAGGCCCUGGGUGAUCGUCUACAGGCGCAUGCGGAUGCGAAUGCGGCGGCAGCGGCGGCGGCGGCGGCCGCCAAAUCCGCCUCGUCCGGCGACACGGCCCCGGCCCCGGUGGUGCAUCCUACCCAUGCGCCGGAUGUGGAUGGCACCUUCUUUGGCGUGGACUCCGGCAUGUCGGUGUCCCAGUAUCGGCAUCAGAAGCGCGUUGAGCGGAUCCAGCGGCACCGGGAGGAGCGCGACCAGCAACAGCGCCACCGCUCGAACUCCAACGAGAAAUGGGUCGACCAUAAGGGCCAGCGACAUGACUCAGAUCGGAAGAGCACACGUGUGGUGCAUCCUACCCAUGCGCCGGAUGUGGAUGGCACCUUCUUUGGCGUGGACUCCGGCAUGUCGGUGUCCCAGUAUCGGCAUCAGAAGCGCGUUGAGCGGAUCCAGCGGCACCGGGAGGAGCGCGACCAGCAACAGCGCCACCGCUCGAACUCCAACGAGAAAUGGGUCGACCAUAAGGGCCAGCGACAUGACUCGCAGCAGCGCAGGCAUCAUGGCCCGCGCCGCUACCACUCGUCCCAAUCUCCCGAGCGCCAGUCGAACCACCAGGAGGAUGACCGGUCCAAGCGCAAUGACAAGAGGUUCAACAAAGACCAGCAGUAG